GAUUGUUGGGAUCCUAAUCUUGUCUGUGUGUGUGUCAUUUGUACCUUUUAAUACAUUGCCCUAACUUGCUUGCUGUGAAGGGAGUAUGCAUCUGGAGAUCAAAGUUGCUCUGAACUUCAUCAUCUCGUACCUGUACAACAAGCUUCCGCGGAGGCGGGCAGACCUGUUUGGUGAAGAACUAGAGCGCCUGCUGAAAAAGAAAUAUGAGGGCCACUGGUACCCAGAAAAGCCGUUGAAGGGUUCUGGCUACCGCUGUGUCCACAUUGGGGAGACAGUUGACCCAGUGGUGGAGCUGGCAGCCAAGAGGAGCGGACUGGCCGUGGAGGAUGUGCGGGCCAAUGUGCCUGAAGAACUGAGCGUCUGGAUUGACCCUUUUGAGGUUUCUUACCAGAUUGGUGAGAAGGGGUCCAUCAAGGUCCUGUAUCUGGAUGACAGCGAGGGCUGCAGCGCAGCUGAGCUGGACAAAGAAAUCAAGAGCAGCUUCAACCCAGAUGCCCAGGUGUUUGUUCCCAUUGGUAGCCAGGAUAACUCCCUGUCCAACUCUCCUUCCCCAUCCUUUGGCCAGUCGCCCAGCCCUACCUUCAUCCCCCGCUCUGCCCAGCCCAUCAUCUUCACCACUGCCACCUUCGCUGCCACAAAGUUUGGCUCUACCAAGAUGAAGAAGGGCGGAGGAGCUGGGGGAGGUGGAGGGGGAGCAGGAGCUCAACAGCAGCAAAGGAUGGCCAGGUCACCCACCAACAACCUGCUGAAGCACAAGGGCCUCUCCCUCUCUAUGCAUUCUCUGAACUUCGUCGGGAGCAGCGGGAGUCAAGCAUCCCAGUCGCAGCUCUCCCCCAAUGCCAAGGAGUUUGUUUACAGUGGCGGGUCCCCUGGAGCCAGCAGCCUUUUCUUUGAUGGGGUCGCCAGUGAAAACCAAGCAUCCCAGUUCAGUGCCAGCACCAGCGGCAGCAGCAGCUUUGACAUGCCUCAGGUCUUUGGUGGCAGCACCAACAGCCUCUUCCUGGAGAAGUCGCCCUUCGUGGAAGGACUCAGCUACAACCUGAAUGCCAUGCAGUAUCCCAGCCAGUCGUUCCAGCCUGUGGUCCUGGCCAACUGAACAUGAAGAAGGAGAGUAUUUGAGAAAACAAGAAUUAAACAAAACAAAACAAAAAACAAAAAAAAAAAAGUGAAAGGAAAAAAGAAAAGAAACAUGGAAA
This is a messenger RNA of Gavialis gangeticus (Gharial), 1196 nucleotides long. It is a transcript of the gene TOB2, whose product is annotated as transducer of ERBB2, 2. The coding region runs from base 86 to 1096 and encodes 336 amino acids. The record is from RefSeq and is a predicted model, not a curated record. Gene Ontology annotation, biological process: regulation of gene expression. Gene Ontology annotation, molecular function: transcription corepressor activity. The transcript has a single exon. Gene Ontology annotation, cellular component: cytoplasm; nucleus. Lineage: Eukaryota; Metazoa; Chordata; Crocodylia; Gavialidae.